Thamnophis elegans (Western terrestrial garter snake) is the source of this 3275-nucleotide messenger RNA. It is a transcript of the gene TRAIP, whose product is annotated as TRAF interacting protein. Lineage: Eukaryota; Metazoa; Chordata; Lepidosauria; Squamata; Natricidae. The transcript has 16 exons. The record is from RefSeq and is a predicted model, not a curated record. Bases 230 to 1606 code for a protein of 458 amino acids.
AGCUACGUAGGGCGCAGAACUACAGUAGAAACAUUGACGGGAGGGGCCCCUGGAUCUCGGAUGCCUCUUAGCCACGCCCCCUCCGACUUCUGCCAAAUACGCGAAGGGGCAGAAACGUCGCUCUCGCGCUUCCGGAAUAAACCGCGUCUGUAGUGUGUGUGACGUCACUUCCGUCCCCAGCCGGAAGAAGGUGAAAGGAGCCAAAUUUGAUUUUGCAACCUAAUAAAUCAUGCCUAUCCGUGCCCAUUGUACCAUCUGUUCUGAUUUCUUUGACAAUAAGACUGAUGUUGCAGCUAUUCACUGUGGACAUACUUUCCAUCAUUUGUGUCUCAUCCAGUGGUUUGAUACUGCACCAAGUCGAACCUGUCCACAGUGCAGAAUCCAGGUUGGGAAAAGGCACAUAAUCAACAAGUUGUUUUUUGAUGUUGCCCUAGAGGAGCAGUCCGAACUGGAUGCAGAAAGUCUACAGAAUGAACUAGAUAGGGUGAAAGCUCAGCUAUCCAUGAAAGACAAAGAAAAACGAGAUUGUCAAUCUAUUGUAAAUGCAUUGAGAGAGACACUGGAUCUACGUAAUGCCACUAUCGAAUCACUCCAGAAAGCUAUUUCUGACACGGAAAUGCUGUGUUCUACACUCAAGAAACAAAUGAGAUAUUUAGAACAGGAACAAGAAGAAACCAAGAGUGCAAAAGAAGAAACUCAAAAAUUGCGAAGGAAGGUGAAAUCUAUGGAGAGAAUUGAGACACUGUUACACAGUCAGCGUUCCGAAGUAGAGAAGAUGAUCCGUGAAAUGGGAACAGGGCAAGCAGCAAUGGAACAGCUUGCAGUCUAUUGCAUCUCACUAAAAAAGGAAUAUGAAAAUCUUAAGGAAUCUCAGAAAGCAUCAAAUGAUACAGUGGAAAAACUGAGAAAGGAGUUGUUUUCUGCUAAUCAUAAGCUCCAGAAAACUGCUCUAGAGUUGGAGAAAACAACUGAAGAAUUGAAAAAUACACAAACAGAUCUGAGAACUGCAGAUAAAGAGAUUACAAGUUUGAAAAAAAAGAUAGGAGUCCUACAAGAUACCAUAAAAGUACCAUCAUUAACCAGUGAAGCACUUAGCCGGCUUGUCUCUGAAAGCCCUGCUCCUGCACAGUUUCUGAACCCAAAGUUUCAUCAACCUGCUCACAAUGAUGAGAUUGACCUUAAUGCUACCUUUGAUGUAGACACUCCAAAGGCUCAUAAGACAGCUGUUGCUCCUGCCAAAAAAAUCAAACUAGAUAAAAAUCCGGCAUCUGUGACAAAUUUAUCAAGAGUUCUGAAAGGAACAAUGGAGAACUGCUCUGCUGACACAGAUGAUGAGCAUCUAGAAGAUCUUUUACCUUCUUUUAUAAAAAAGUCAGUCCUGACUAAGAAAACUGUUCUAAACAGCAUACCACAGAAAUAUACAGGAAUUGUAAGAAUUGGGUAUGAUGGCUUUGGAGGUAGAACCAAGUUCAUUCAGCCUACUUUUCCAACAGAGAUUCGGCCCCUGAUUAUAAAGAGCAAGAAAAGAACUGUUUCAAAGCAAACUGGAACAAUGCCUUCUGCUUCUGGCAUCAAUCAGACUAAACUAGACAACUUCCUUAAAUAAAUAUGGAUCUCCUCAGAUUAAGGACAGAACCUGUAUCAUCUUCUACAUUAGAUAGAUGAUGUAAAUGAUAACCAUCUACAUUAGGUAGAUGUAAGUGCACAGUGAAGACUGCUGGUCUCCCUAUUGUUCUGUGGUCAUCAGAUGAUUUAUUAUGCUGAUAUAUUAUUUAUUAUGUUGCCAAUCCUUGGGACAGAACAGGACGGAAUUGAAGUUUCAGUUCUAAAAUCCUUUAGCCAGUUUUUCUAGGUUACUGCUCUAAUCCUUAUAAAUUAUGAUUUGGGAGUAUUAAUUUAUACUAAAGACACCAAUAGCUCUGCUUGCAAAUGAAUUAUCCACAUCUUCAUACUUUAUAUUAGAAGAGAGUUCUCUCUACAGCUGUCAAGCUGUGUUAGUGUCUUGAAUGAUGAAGAAAGAAAUAUUCAAGAAAAGAACUUCAUUUACGGUAUAUCUUUUGCUCACAGAUAUGAAGGAUUGGGGGAAAGAGCAAUAGGCUUAGAGGUUUUUUUUUUCCUGAUCCAUAUUUCUGUUUCACUGCCUAUACUCCAACACACAAUCCAAUGUGCUUCAUAGUCUUAAUUCCUAUUUUCGAAAGGGCUUUGGAGCGUGAAUGUAGCAUCUGUUUAAAUAAUUUACAGCAGCUGUGACUAUUUCCUGCGCCUGUUCAGUUGUACAAUCCAAGGAAAAGAUGGAACUACUUUAAGGUGUUGCAAAUGGCGCUACAUGUGCACUCCAGGGCUCUCUGAAGCACAUUUGAAGAUCGAAUUCAAAGUGCUUCACUCUCCUGUUAAGAACUAUACAAAAUAUACAUGGGAUGUGUUUGGAGAUAUUUGUUUUCACUUUUUGUUUCACUCUUUCACUCUUGGGUUUGUUUGUUUUUUGUUUGGUUGGGGGGUUUUUUCGUUUGUUUGUUUCCUUAUGAAACAAAUGUUUCACAAUGUUUUCUUUUGCCUUCAUUCAGUCUAAUUAACAGAAUAAUUCCAGGGUAAAUUUGAACAAGAACAUUCAGAUGGAUUUUGCUCAGUAUAAGAAAGGACUAGAUUCUUUGUAAUUAAGGUUGCUUAAUGCUUUAAAAUUUGGAGCAAAUCCCUUGGAAUCUACAAACUUUUUUCUUCCAGAUAAAGAGUUACUGCUGGUCUGAGGCAAAUGUUCAGUUUUCUUUGAUACUGUAUUGGCAGGAGGCAUCUUUUUAACUAAGAGUGAAUUCAAACUUUUGAUUCUAGGAAGAAAAAAAAAUGUCUACAUUAGCCCAAAAUUAAAUCAUAUGCCAAACUAUGGCACUGAUGUACCUGACCCUUCAAUAAAUUAAUGAAGAGUACUUUUGUUUGAAACCUCUAAUUAAGCAUAUGACUAUAUUGAAUAAAUGUUGGAUGUGUUCUAGGCUAAAUUGUGGUUGGUUAAUGUGUGGUUUAGCUUCCUGUGUGUGACAGCCAGUUAAUAGACCAAAGGUUAUCUAGUGAUUUUUACAGUUUAAAUGAAUUUUUGACCUAGCUCUGCCUGUUCCAAACAAAGAUCUGUUUUUGUUAUAGAACACAUGUAUCAGUUCUCCAGCUAUUGUACCAGGAAACCCAGAAGGAGAAACGUCAGAAGUAGCUACUACUAGAUAUUUUAUCUCACAAAGCAAAACCAUAUGAAUCUAAGAAUCCCCUCAGAGCUCCAUUUCACAAUUCUA